Molecule: messenger RNA, 2151 nt
Organism: Olea europaea var. sylvestris
Lineage: Eukaryota; Viridiplantae; Streptophyta; Magnoliopsida; Lamiales; Oleaceae
Exons: 2
Coding region: 1-2151 (716 amino acids)
Source: RefSeq, a predicted model, not a curated record
AUGGUUCAUCAAUCUCCACCGGUUUGUGAAGGUUGCAGAGCUGAUCAUAAUACUACCCACUGCCCUCUGGCGUCUACACAUGUUAACCAAUCUGAAGAAAUGAGCUAUGCGCAGAACUUUCAGAGACAACAAAAUAGUCUCUUCUCCAACACAUUUAAUCCGAGUUGGAGAAAUCAUCCAAACUUUUUGUGGUCGAGCAAUCAGGGACAAGGACAAGGAGGUAACAAUCUAAAUAAACCAUCGGGGUUCCAACAGCAGCAACAACAGCAAGGAAAGAAACCAUCUUUAGAAGAUUUGCUGGCUCAGUAUAUUACUAAAACUAAGACCAAUUUCCAAAAUCAACAGGCCUCAAUCAAGAACCUGGAACAACAUGUGGGACAGAUUGCAGCCGCAUUAUCAGGUAGAGCUCAAGGGACGUUACCUAGCAACACCGAGAUAAACCCUAAGGAGCAGGUCAAAGCCAUAACUACACGGAGUGGAGUCCAGCUACCAGAAAUACAUGUAAAGUGGCCAGCAACUAUCACAGAAAAGACACCUACAACGGGUGAAGAGCAAGUUGAUGAAUUAGACAAAACAACAGAGGAAAAUCAAAUCGAGUCAUUGGGCAGUCCACGAGUUAAAACAAGCACUCUUGUCAAAGCAUAUGUACCUCCAAUCCCAUUUCCACAGAGACUACAAAAACAUAAGAUAGAUAAGCAAUUUCAGAAAUUUUUUGAUGUAUUUAAGAAGUUGCACAUUAACAUACCGUUCGCUGAAGCCCUAGCUCAAAUACCCAGCUACGCUAAGUUUAUGAAAGACAUCUUAUCAAACAAGAGGAAGCUAGAAGACAAUGAAACGGUCAUCCUUACUGAGGAGUGCAGCGCAAUUCUCCAACAGAAAUUACCACCGAAACUAAAACACCCAGGGAGUUUUACUAUUCCUUGUAAUAUUGGUAAUUUGUAUAUAGAUAAGACAUUAUGUGAUUUAGGAGCUAGCAUCAAUUUAAUGCCCUUAUCUCUUUUCAAGAAACUAGGGUUGGGGAAAGCAAAAACGACUACAAUUUCACUGCAGUUAGCCGAUAGGUCAAUCAAGCACCCGCAAGGUAUUUGUGAAGAUAUUUUGGUCAAGGUCGAUAAGUUUAUCUUCCCAGUGGACUUCAUUAUUCUGGAUAUGGAAGAAGAUCGGGACGUCCCCCUCAUAUUGGGUCGCCCAUUUUUGGCUACGGGAACUGCUCUGAUAGAUGUGCAAAAGGGUCAGUUAAUAUUGAGGGAAGCAGUGUCAGAGACAUUAAAACUUGAUCACCCUCAAGAUCUGCUUGAGGCUUGCUUGGUGCAUUCUCAGGAAUUGUCAUCGGAAAAAGAUGAAGCAAAAGAGUGUGCACGUUAUUUGGCAGCCAUACCACCACUUUUCAAGCAGCCAUGUUUGGAGCUCGGUGAAAGACCCACAAAUCCUUUACCAUCUAUACAACAAGCUCCAACUCUUAAACUCAAACAGUUGUCCAUUCAUCUGCGCUAUGCGUAUCUAGGGGAAAAGAAUUCGCUCACAAUAAUUAUCUCAAACAAUCUUACAGAAUUAGAGGAAAAUCAGCUGCUAAGAGUACUUCGGGAGCACAAGACAGCAUUAGGAUGGACGAUAUCAGACAUAAAAGGAAUCUGCCCUUCGCUUUGCAUGUACAAGAUAUUGAUGGAAGAUGAUUACAAAGCUUCAGUUGAGCAUCAACGCAGAUUAAACCUGAAUAUGCAGGAAGUGGUAAGAAAAAAAGUAUUAAAGCUUUUGGAUUCAGGGAUAAUCUAUCCCAUAUUAGACAGCCAUCGGGUCAGUCCAGUACAAGUAUUGUCGAAAAAAGGAGGAAUCACGGUGGUCCCAAAUGAAAAUAACGAGCUCAUCCCUACACGGACAGUCACUGGUUGGAGAGUCUACAUUGAUUAUCGCAAACUCAACAACGCUAUCAGGAAAUAUCACUUUUCCCUCCCUUUCAUUGACCAGAUGUUGGAGAGAUUCGCUGGACAUGCCUACUACUGUUUCUUAUAUGGUUAUUCGGGGUACAACCAGAUUUCUAUAGUACCUGAUGAUCAAGAGAAGACAACAUUUACAUGCCCUUAUGACACUUUUGCUUAUAGGAGGAUACCCUUCGGCCUUGCAAUGCUCCAGCCACCUUUCAGCGUUGUAUGA